AAUGUGCAAAGAAUUAUUGUAGUACUAUUAUUAAUCUUUUUUCCCUCUUAAAACAACUAUCCCUGCCAAACGAUUUAUCAAAUUCAAAAUUUGGCAUUUGUUAGAUUUGCAGCACAUAUCAAGAAUGGGAUAUGGAAUAGAAUGUUGCUCUUAAAGAAGCUGGUAUAUGGAAAAGUGUAUAUAUAUUGACAAGAGCCUUGCUUUGCAAGAUAUACUUGUUAAAACGGGUUAUAACAUGGCUUGCAGUUUUAAUGAAUGACUAAUGCAUUUAGGAUUCUUUGUAAAACGUUGCAAAAUGUUAACAGAUGUUGUGAUCUAUUGAAGUGUUUAUGGGCACAACUUUGCCCCCCUUAUUUGUUGAGUAAUUCCUGGCAUUAAAUAGAGAUAAAACUUCAAAAGUAAUUUGAUUUAUUUGGAAGUUUCACAGGCUCUGAUAACAAUUGCAUUGAAAUUUAUUUGCUGUCUUUAAAGACAAAGCUAACCAAAAUGCAUGACAGCUUUUGAUAGGGGAUAAAAACAUUUUUUAGUAUGAUCAUUGCUGCUGAUAACAUGCAUUUAGAAAUUCGGUUUCUGUAUUUUUUUAAAUUCAGCCCAUUUAAAUCAGGAGAAACCUAGAAAAAUACAGUAUAGAAUGCACAUGUGUUCUUGUGUAUUUGUAUAAACUUUCCCCCCCAAAAAACAAGAGUGUCUUCAUUUUAUAAUGCUGUUUAUGGAGUGGGUGAAUAAAAGCACGGGGAUUCUUACAUCAAAUGCAACCUGAGCAUAACAGAACCAGAUUAAUGUCCUCAGAAGCAAUGCUGGAAAAGAAGAUAGCAAUUGGAAGCUAGUGCUUUUUGCCAUGCCUCUGAGUCAUGUGACAGAUACUCUUAACAGAAUGUAAAUUGCCUGUUCAGUGGGAUCAAGCAGUCACUCACUGAAUGCACAGUUCAAAGGAGGUGUGCCUAAGUCCCGUGCCAAACUGCAGGUGGAUCCAUGUCAGAGUUUCAGAGCCCGUGGGAAUUAUAUCAACAGAAUAUCCCAGAUGAACUGGAUGUUGAAAUGGAGCCGAUGGCACCGUGUCCAACCUUUACGGAUAAAGCCACCGACUUUGACAGGAACAUUCCCCGGAUCUGUGGUGUUUGUGGAGACAAAGCUACCGGCUUUCAUUUUAACGCUAUGACUUGUGAAGGAUGUAAAGGAUUUUUUAGGAGGAGCAUGAAAAGAAAAGCGAUGUUCACAUGUCCAUUCAAUGGUAACUGUAAAAUUACCAAAGAUAACCGGAGACACUGCCAAGCUUGCCGGCUGAAGCGUUGUGUUGACAUAGGCAUGAUGAAAGAAUUUAUUUUGACCGAUGAAGAGGUUCAGAGGAAAAGAGAGAUGAUAAUGAAGAGGAAGGAGGAGGAAGCUCUUAAGGAAAGCCUAAAGCCCAAAUUGCUGGAGGAACAACAACAAGUCAUUGAAAUUCUUCUUGAAGCCCACCGCAAAACUUAUGAUCCUACUUACUCAGAUUUCUCUCAAUUCCGACCUCCUGUAAGACAAAAUGAUAACAAAGAACAAACAAGUAGAUCUUCUAGCAUGACACCAGGUUUUUCCUUCUCAGAUGACUCUUCAGAUACCUCCAGCUUCUCUUCAGAGCCAAUGAUGUUUUCCAGUCUGGAGUUGAACGAUGACAGCACAUCCAUGUCCAUUGACUUCUCCCACCUCUCCAUGUUGCCUCACCUUGCUGAUCUUGUUAGCUAUAGCAUCCAGAAAGUUAUUGGAUUUGCUAAAAUGAUUCCAGGGUUCAGAAGUCUAACGGCGGAGGAUCAGAUUGCUCUGUUGAAAUCCAGUGCCAUUGAAGUGAUAAUGCUCCGUUCCAAUCAGUCAUUCUCCCUGGAGGAUAUGUCCUGGACUUGCGGCAGCAAUGACUUCAAAUACCAAGUCAGUGAUGUCACUCAAGCUGGCCACAGCCUAGACUUACUGGAGCCCCUCAUCAAAUUUCAAAUUAGUCUGAAGAAACUGAACCUGCAUGAAGAAGAACAUGUGCUCCUAAUGGCCAUUUGCAUCCUUUCUCCUGAUCGCCCUGGUGUUCAGGACACAGCUCUGGUGGAGUCCAUCCAGGACCGUCUUUCACAAAUCCUGCAGACGUAUAUUCUUUGCCGACACCCUCCUCCGGGCAACCACUUGCUCUAUCCCAAAAUGAUCCAAAAACUCACAGACUUAAGGAGCCUGAACGAGGAGCAUUCCAAGCAAUAUCGCUGCCUCUCCUUCUUGCCUGAACAUAGCAUGCAGCUCACUCCACUGGUCCUUGAAGUCUUUGGCAAUGAAAUCUCCUGAGUCACCACUGAGGAAAAAGCACAUGGAAAUCAAGAGUGUGUGUGGGGGUGUCAGCCUAGCUUUCUACUGGCUACAAACGAAAGUUUUUACCCCCACGUGAGAUUAUGCAUAUUCUGUCAGUGAGAAUUUUGAUUUCUUCUCCCACCCCCCAUGCUACCUGAAGAGCCACAUUCUUGAUAUACAUUUCCAGUCUCUCUGAGGAACAACCUGAUUCGUCUUACUCCACCUGCCCUUCAAAACUGAAUGGCUUUCUCUCUUGCUACUUUGCAGUGAUGAAAGGCAGCAGUUGAAACAUGGCCUUAGAAAGAUACCAAUUGUGUAAGAGCGCCCACAGAGAAUGAGUGGAAUGAAAAAUGGAAUUUGGAUAUUCUCCUUUCUAUAGGCUAGUAAAAGCUUUCAGUCCUGGAUUAUUGUAAUACACAGAGAUAUCGAAGUGCUCAUUUUUAUUGAAUAUAAGCUUAUAAUUUCCUGCCAAAUACCAACAGUCACUUUAGCAGUGAAAAGGGCAGCAUAUAAAUUUAAUACAUAAAUUUAAUUAAUAAGUAAGAUGCUUCAACAGCAGCAAAACUUCUGUUUAUUAGCCAAAUGAGGAAUAGAAGAAAGAUUUGUUAGAAUAAAUAAUCAUCAUCUUGGGUUUUGGUUUUUUUUUUAAAUGCAAUUUGUCAAAUGCAUAGAAAUAUGCCAGCACUUUUAAAGCUCUUAAUAAUUUAUAAUAGGAACUGGAAGACUUUGGCUUUAAUCAUACACUCCUUGGUGGGGAAUAUGGACACGUUCUUAAAAACCAGGCUCCUGCCAGAAUCUCUGCACUAUUAUAACCAUGGCUAUGUUUGCUGCUUUCAGCCUUAAACAGUGUCUGACACUACUAAUUACUAAGAGUUGAUGAGGAAUAAUCCAGAAGUAUAAUACUGACAUUCUAUCCAAGAAUGCUUGGUUUGUUCAGAAAAAUUGUAUAGUAGCACUUUUUAAUGGAUUGUAGAAAGGAUUCCUAUGAUCAGAUUAAAUCAUAUACAAAGCAGCUUAAUUAUCUGAUACAGAAUAAGCAAUUUUCAGUUGUUUCCAAUUUGGGGCUAUGAUGUUUGAGUCAGUUCUUAAGUCAACCUCAGGAGGCUGAAACUAAUUUAUUUUUGAUACUGGUAAAAUGUUUACUCUAAGUUUGACAACCUCUAGGCUACUUGAUUUCUAGAAAAAUUAAGUAUAUAUGAGCCAUUUGUUGACAAAGAAAAGAUCUUGUCAUCAAUAAUGACUUCACCAAGAAUAUGUGUGGUUUAGGUAGCUUUUGUUGCAUUGGUCCCAAAUAAUAUGAAAUAAUAUGUGGACCAAUUUCUGUUUGAUGAAGGAAUCUACAAACAUUUGGGUGAGAGAUUUAUUAAGACUGCACCAUUAAAAAUGAGUUAAUUGUCAGUUUGAAAGAGAAAACAUGAUUUAUAGCUUAAUGUUCUGCUAAAACUUAGGUUGUAGAAUAUAUUGCUUACUUCAAAGACACAUUGAACAUUCACCAUUGUGUCGUUCUGUUUGAUUUUAAUUCUUGGUGAUAACAGCAGUUUGCACACUCUACAUCGCUAUAUAUUUUAAUCUAUCAGGUAAAAUAAUUAUUCUUCACAGACAGGAACAGAUUAGACAAGCAUUUU
Molecule: messenger RNA, 3923 nt
Organism: Notechis scutatus (mainland tiger snake)
Lineage: Eukaryota; Metazoa; Chordata; Lepidosauria; Squamata; Elapidae
Gene: VDR
Product: vitamin D receptor
Biological process (GO): cell differentiation; negative regulation of transcription by RNA polymerase II; multicellular organism development
Cellular component (GO): nucleus
Molecular function (GO): nuclear receptor activity; vitamin D response element binding; zinc ion binding
Source: RefSeq, a predicted model, not a curated record